CUAUAACGUCUCCACUCUUCAAAAUACAAAUUUGGAACCACACGGACGUAAUGCACUAUUAAAAUAUGGUCGAACAAAAAUGGCAACAGUCAACUGAAUAAACAGAAUGUCAGCAAAUUGUUUACUACUUCGCGUUACAACACUCAAGAGAUUUAACUAAACUAAAAUUAGUGAAAAGUAAAAAAAAAUCUUCUCGUCCAAAUACGAGCCCACUCUCAAUACGAUAAUGGCUGGUGUAUUCAAUCGGUUAAAAAAUUAUUUGAAGCCAACGGAUAUUUAUACGUCGCAGCGACUCAUACUGUGCUUAGUGAAUUUUGCCGGUUAUUUACCAUUGCAAAUUACGAAAAACCGAAACGGCAGACAUUUGCGAUCUUCUGCAAUCGGAUUCACUUUCUCCAUUAUAUUUUUCACGAUCACCGUCGCUUGUUUUGUAGCCUUGUUUAUGAACGGAAGAUUAUGGACAUUAGGGCAACUUUUCGACAGACAAGCUCUCGCCAACUACGGCGCAUUUAUACGAAUUGUCAGUAUUUGCAUAAUGGUGCCGGUAUUGUACGGUUCAUGCAUACGAACGGGAAAGAAAAUGAUUACUUGUAUGCGGCUCAUCGUGAACAUUGACAAAAGAUUGAAUCUCCUUGGCAUCGACAUCGACUACUGGAAGGGAUUCUACUUCAGCGUUUACGUGAUUGGGUCCAUAAGCACAUAUUUCAUAGUCAGCUUAAGUAUGGCUUAUUGGCUAAACGAUAUACUAUCCCAGAAAGCCACAAAAAUUUUGCAACAAGACCCAGGGAAAAAAGAGGAGAUAAGGGAUCCAGAACUUGCGUUGUGGUUACUCUUUAUGACACACAACGUAACCAUGGUGUCAAUGACUCUUUUCAUAUGUUACUAUGCAAGUAUCACGAAAGAAAUAGGAGAGCGAUUCGAGAGCAUGAAUCGAAUGCUUAAAUUUAUGGUUGAACCAGACUCGGAGCUGACGGCCCAUCGUGACAUCGAAUCAAUUGAAUCUGCCUCGUGGAAUAUUCGAAAUAAUGUGCAAAUGUACAAUUUGUUGAACAUACACAGCGACCUUUGCGACAUCUGUGUUAGCGUUUCGGAUUACUUUUCGCUCAAAAUGGUAUCCGUUCUGGCUGUUGGUCUCACGACUGUAGUAUUGAAUGGCUACUUCUUUGCGAUGGCAUCAAAUGGUAUAGAACAGAAAGAAAAAUUUGUUGAAUUGAUUUACACAACCAUUGACAGUUUCUGUGUCUCGUUGGCCAUUAUUAUCGCUUGUAAUUCAGCUCAACAUAUUGUAGACGAGAAUGAAAAGUGCUCGUUUCACGUGCGUAAAGCUUUGAACUUGGCCCUUGCUCCGGACGCGAAGGAUAAACUUUUGAUAUUUUCGCUCCAACUGUUAAGUCGAAAAAUUAAGUUUUCCGCGUUGGGCCUAUUCGAUAUAAAUUGUGGAUUGCUGAUGGCGAUGGCAGAAUCAGUCACUACGUACUUCCUCAUUAUGAUGGAUUUUCAUGGGAAUCAGCAAAAUUAACGAAGCAAUGUGUGAGACUCAAGCUUCUUCGUUUCAGUAAAUCAAAAUCAAAUUUGGUUUUAUACCUGAGAAUAAAAUCGCAUAAAUUG
Bradysia coprophila is the source of this 1608-nucleotide messenger RNA. Its product is annotated as putative gustatory receptor 28b. Gene Ontology annotation, biological process: chemosensory behavior; sensory perception of taste; male courtship behavior. The record is from RefSeq and is a predicted model, not a curated record. NCBI's taxonomy places the organism in Eukaryota, Metazoa, Arthropoda, Insecta, Diptera, Sciaridae. Gene Ontology annotation, cellular component: membrane; axon; neuronal cell body.